GGGCCUGAGGUAAGAAGCGGAGAUGUGCCUCAGCCUAUUCUGCUCAAGGAAGGGCAGGAGUUCAAUUUUACGAUCAAAAGAGGAGUUAGCUCUGAAGAUACCGUUAGUGUAAAUUAUGACGACUUUGUGAAUGAUGUGGAAGUAGGUGACAUUCUUUUGGUUGAUGGAGGGAUGAUGUCUCUAGCUGUGAGAUCAAAAACUGUCGACACAGUCAAGUGUGAAGUAAUUGAUGGUGGAGAAUUAAAAUCGAGGCGUCAUUUGAACGUCCGUGGCAAAAGUGCUACACUGCCUUCCAUAACAGAGAAGGACUGGGAAGAUAUCAAGUUUGGUGUGGACCACAAAGUUGAUUUCUAUGCAGUUUCAUUUGUGAAAGAUGCUAAAGUGGUGCAUGAAUUGAAGGAUUAUCUCAAAAGAUGCAAUGCAGACAUACAUGUGAUUGUUAAAAUAGAAAGUGCGGACUCGAUACAAAAUCUUCAUUCCAUAAUUUCUGCUUCAGAUGGGGCAAUGGUUGCUCGUGGAGACCUUGGUGCUGAGCUUCCAAUUGAGGAAGUUCCUUUGCUGCAGGAAGAGAUUAUAAAUAGGUGUAGAAGCAUGGAGAAACCGGUGAUUGUGGCAACAAACAUGUUAGAGAGCAUGAUAAACCAUCCAACACCGACAAGAGCAGAAGUUUCUGACAUUGCAAUAGCUGUCCGGGAAGGUGCUGAUGCUAUUAUGUUAUCGGGUGAAACUGCUCAUGGGAAGUAUCCACUGAAAGCUGUUAAAGUGAUGCAUACUGUGGCAUGGAGGACUGAAUCAACCCAAUCAACCAGCAAUAACCAACCUGUUCUUCCUAGCGCUGUUCAGGCUGCAAUCUGUGGGGAGUUUUCUCAACGCCACAUGAGUGCCAUGUUUGCAGCACAUGCAACCACAAUGGCAAACACCCUAGGCACACCUAUCAUUGUUUUCACACAAACUGGUUCCAUGGCUAUACUUCUUAGCCACUAUCGGCCUUCUUCUACUAUCUUUGCAUUUACAAAUGAAGAAAGGAUCAAGCAGAGAUUGGCACUUUAUCAUGGUGUCUUGCCAAUACAUAUGCAGUUCUCAAAUGAUGCAGAAGAGACAUUCUCUAGGGCAAUAAAGUAUUUGCUGGACAGGAAAUAUCUGGAGAAGGAAGAAUAUGUUACUCUUGUUCAAAGUGGAAUACACUCAAUCUGGCGACAGGAAUCAACACAUCACAUUCAAGUCCGCAAGGUCCAAGGCUGAUAUGCAUUUGUUGAAAUAAGAAUUCUUUUAGUGAGUUUACUCAUAGCUAAUUAUAAGUUAAAUGGUUAUUUUGUUGCAAAAUGUACUGAUUAGCAACUGUUCUUUGAUCUUCAUCUAGAUUGUAUUAAUUGAUUUACUUAAUAAUCAAUGUGUUUUACUACAUUAGAGACUUUGUUCUUGAUUGAAACUAAUUUUGAAAGUUUAGUUGAAAGAAUUUUUUUUUCUUUAAGUUA
Messenger RNA from Elaeis guineensis (African oil palm), 1475 nucleotides. NCBI's taxonomy places the organism in Eukaryota, Viridiplantae, Streptophyta, Magnoliopsida, Arecales, Arecaceae. The record is from RefSeq and is a predicted model, not a curated record.